AUGUUGAUUAGACAAUCUAAGACAUUACUUGAUCAAUCUAAGACAUUGCUUGAACAAUCUUACAAAUUGUUUAGACAAUCUUCCAUAUUGCUUGAACAAUCUAACACAUUACUUGAUCAAUCUAAAACAUUGCUUGAACAAUCUUACCUAUUGAUUAGACAAUCUAACACAUUACUUGAUCAAUCUAAAACAUUGCUUGAACAAUCUUACAUAUUGAUUAGACAAUCUAGCACAUUACUUGAUCAAUCUAAAACAUUGCUUGAACAAUCUUACAUAUUGAUUAGACAAUCCAGCACAUUACUUGAUCAAUCUAAAACAUUGCUUGAACAAUCUUACAUAUUGAUUAGACAAUCUAACACAUUACUUGAUCAAUCUAAAACAUUGCUUGAACAAUCUUACAUAUUGAUUAGACAAUCUAGCACAUUACUUGAUCAAUCUAAAACAUUGCUUGAACAAUCUUACAUAUUGAUUAGACAAUCCAGCACAUUACUUGAUCAAUCUAAAACAUUGCUUGAACAAUCUUACAUAUUGAUUAGACAAUCUAACACAUUACUUGAUCAAUCUAAAACAUUGCUUGAACAAUCUUACACAUUGAUUAGAAAAUCUAACACAUUACUUGACCAAUCUAACACAUUACUGUACUUGACCAAUCUAACUCAGUGCUUGAGCAAUUAUAAACAUUAA
Lottia gigantea (owl limpet) is the source of this 684-nucleotide messenger RNA. RefSeq lists its product as hypothetical. The record is from RefSeq and is a predicted model, not a curated record. The coding region runs from base 1 to 684 and encodes 227 amino acids. The transcript has a single exon. NCBI's taxonomy places the organism in Eukaryota, Metazoa, Mollusca, Gastropoda, Lottiidae.